Molecule: messenger RNA, 1326 nt
Organism: Oreochromis aureus
Lineage: Eukaryota; Metazoa; Chordata; Actinopteri; Cichliformes; Cichlidae
Product: olfactory receptor 2K2-like
Exons: 2
Coding region: 19-1326 (435 amino acids)
Biological process (GO): G protein-coupled receptor signaling pathway
Cellular component (GO): membrane
Molecular function (GO): 2-oxoglutarate-dependent dioxygenase activity; G protein-coupled receptor activity; methyltransferase activity
Source: RefSeq, a predicted model, not a curated record
UUAGGUCUCUCAAUCACAAUGAAUAAUGUUUCUGUAAUAACAAUGUUUUUUCUUUCAGGUUUCAAUGAAACAAUCAGUCACAGGUUUGUUCUCUUUUUCCUCAGUUUGUUGUGUUACUGCAUCAUUUGCCUGGUCAAUGUUUCUCUCAUUGUGACCAUCAUCUUGGACACCAACCUCCAUGAACCAAUGUAUAUUCUGCUCUGUGUCUUUUGUAUGAAUGCACUUUAUGGAACAGCAGGUUUCUUUCCCAGAUUUCUCUGGGAUCUCCUCUCUGAUGUUCAUCUCAUCUCAUAUUACGGUUGCCUUAUUCAGAAUCAGGUGAUUUAUUCUUUUGUCUGUGGCGAACUGUCGAUUCUUGCAGUCAUGGCAUAUGACAGAUAUGUGGCCAUAUGUCAGCCACUGAAGUACCACUCUAUCAUGUCAAAGCAAAGAGUCAUUAGGUUUGCAUGUUUUUCUUGGUUCACAACUUUCUGCAUUAUGGCUGUGAAUACCUUUCUAACAUUUAGACUGAAGUUAUGCAGCCCGUAUAUUUCCAGACUCUUCUGUGUGAACUGGAGUAUUGUUCAGCUCGCUUGUUUUCCAGCACAAACAACAAUCAAUGCUAUAUCUGCAAAUAUUGCAAUAAUUAUUUAUUGUCUUCAUGGUGUUUUCAUAGUUUGGUCCUAUAUGUAUAUCAUUCAAACAUGUGUAAAGUCUAUAGAAAACAGGGCAAAGUUCAUGCAAACAUGUGUCCCACAUCUCGUCUCAUUAUUUACUUUUGUUGUGGCAAUACUUACUGAUGUUAUAAAUAUGCGACUGGGUUCGAAAGAGUUGCCUCGGACCCUUCAAAACUUUAUAGCAAUAGAGUUUCUUGUCAUUCCUCCUAUCAUGAAUCCUCUGAUUUACGGUUUUAAACUGACCAAAAUUCGAAAAAGAAUUUAUAGUGUGGCUCAGCACAGAGUUGAGAGCUACGUCGAUGGCAUCUUCUGUGGAUCUGUUCGCAUAAUUUGCAAACUGGUAAUCACUGGUCUGAUCCACAAUAAAGACGAGUCCGCAUACAGACAGGAGGUGGACCAGCUGUUCUGCUGCAGUCAGAACCACCUGGAGCUGACUGUGGAGAUGACGGUGAACCUUCAGAGAGACCCCCUCACUAUCCUUAACAAUAGAUUACUUACCGUGGAUCACUUCAGAUUCCUAGGACCCACCUUUCCACGCCAUCUGAAGUGGUCCUCACAUAUAGACUCUAUCCAGAAGAAGACCCAGCAGAGGUUGUGGUUCCUGCAGCAACUCAGAAUUUACAACCUGUCCUGUUGGCUUCAUCAGAUGUCCUGUAUCAUCAUGCACUAG